Silurus meridionalis is the source of this 2992-nucleotide messenger RNA. It is a transcript of the gene barx2, whose product is annotated as BARX homeobox 2. The transcript has 4 exons. The record is from RefSeq and is a predicted model, not a curated record. Lineage: Eukaryota; Metazoa; Chordata; Actinopteri; Siluriformes; Siluridae. Gene Ontology annotation, biological process: regulation of DNA-templated transcription. The coding region runs from base 475 to 1353 and encodes 292 amino acids. Gene Ontology annotation, molecular function: DNA-binding transcription factor activity, RNA polymerase II-specific; DNA binding.
GGGUGUGUGUGUGUGUGUGUGUGUGUGUGUGUGCAGCCUGGCAGUAGUUGGGGAGCUGGUUUAUAUAUCGCCCAGCUAAUGAGCUCUGUAGGCAGGGAGGCACCUAAAAGAGAGAGAGGAGAGUCCCACUCACACACACCCACUCAGACACACACUCACACACACACACACACACUCAGUCAGAUACUCACACACACUCAGUCAGAUACUCACACACACUCAGUCAGACACUCACACACACUCAGUCAGACACUCACACACACCCCCUGACAGAGACAGUAGAGAGUAAAGCAGUGUGUGAGUGCAGCAGGUUUUGGGAGCAGCAGCGGCACUGUGUGGAGCGCUUAUAAAGGAGCAGAGCUUUACUAUGCUUGUUUGAAGAGCGUGUGUGUGUGUGUGUGCGUGUGUAUUUCUUCACUGAGCUCCUGCGUAAGUGAGUGUGUAACGCGUUAAAGCUGAGUGAAGCGGAGCACCAUGCAGUGCCAAGCCGAGUUCCGGCUCGCCCAACCCGCGCAGCUCAAAGCGGCCCGGCGGCGCUACAAGACCUUCAUGAUCGACGAGAUUCUGGCCAAGGAGACGUGCGAUUACUUGGAGAAGCUCUCACUCUACUCCGUGUGUCCGUCGCUGGUGGUCCGCCCCAAAGCCCUACACUCCUGUUCCGGCCCGUCAUCACUCAGCACAUACCCCUUGCUGUCUGUCAUCACCCGUCAGCCCCCAAGCGGUCUGGCACAAAUUCCCCAGCCCUCACCAUCUGGCCGGGUCGCCCACCUGCCCAUAGUGUCGCCCCAGCAUGCACUGCCAGGUGAGCCAGUGCCCAGCGAGACGCCUGUCAGUAUCAGUAGCGAAUCAGACACGGAACACAGCGUCACCCGGCUGAAGAAACCACGUCGCAGUCGUACCAUUUUCACCGAGCUGCAGCUCAUGGGUCUGGAGAAGAAGUUUCAGAAGCAGAAAUACCUCUCCACUCCUGACAGAUUGGACCUGGCUCAGUCUCUUGGUCUUUCCCAGCUCCAGGUCAAGACUUGGUACCAGAACAGACGCAUGAAAUGGAAGAAACUGGUGCUUAAAGGAGGGCACGAGGCCCCUACGAAGCCGAAAGGUCGACCCAAGAAGAACUCCAUCCCCACCACAGAGGAGAUCGAGGCAGAGGAACGACGGCUUUCCCAGCUGGCCAAGGAAGAAGAGAGGCUGAGAGAUGGAGUUCGCUCUGAGGUCCAGGAGCAAUUAAAAAAACAGGCAGAAGCGUUUCAGUCGCAUCCACAAGACCUGAGUGCAAGUGGGCAGAGUAAGAUUCUUCAUCCUGUAGAGUCCUCUGAUGAUGAACAGGUUCCCCAGUUAACACCAGAGAGCUAAAUCAGCAUCUACACUGUGCCAAAGACUGAGAGUACCAAAAGUAAUUAGUGGCUCCGCUCACCAUAUCGACAAAGACGUUAAAAGACAUUCGGUCUUGAUUAAGGAGCAGUGCUUCACGUUGCUUUACAUGCUAUUUAGGCUCCUUUUUUCAGUAUUUUAUGAUCACCUGUGUGCAGCCACUUCAGCAAAAUUCUCCUCAUGCUGGUACCCCGGUGUAUCAAACGGACAAACAGAAAGUGUUUAUGUUUGAUUUUUUAUUAGCGAUUUGCUCUCAGACAUCAUAAUGCCUGCCUACUUUAUUGCUUUAGUUGAAUUUGUGUCGUCCAUGUACAGCCGUGUCUCGUUCACUGCCAAAGAUCAUAAUCUGAAGCAUUAAAAUGCCCUCAGAGGUAAUAGUGCCAUCACAGUAGUUUUUUUUUUGCUUUUUUUUUUUUUUUUGCUUUUUUUUUUUUUUAAAUGCCGGAAAUGAAUGAACACUAAUGUACAUUUAUAAAGGUGUUUUUUGUUUUUUCACAUGGCUUUGCAAAGGGGUCCGGGUGUUAAAAGUAAACUAAUACAAAUAACAUUUACGGCUUAAUUAAUAAUUUUUUUUCUGAAAAUGAUUAUUAUUAUUUAUAUAAUAUUUUAUGAAAUAUUAAUAUUUCCAAAGCACAACUAAAAUCUGUUUUUAUAUCCAAAAAAAUGUGGAAAUUAAAAAAGAAAAUUUUUUUUUGCAUUUUCAGCAUUGAGGUACAUGAAAGGUUUCCAAGACACAUUUAAAUACUUUAUAAAAUGUUUAAAAAUAUUUUUUUCCCAUCCAUACUUUAUUUUCUUUGUUUUUCUUUCUAUUUUCUUUUCAUUUUUUCUUUAUUCUUUUUCGAUUUUCUUUGCUUCUUUGUAAAGCUAAAAUUUUGGAUUUUUGUAAACAUAAACUACAUUUGAGUAAUUGAUGUUUUGUAUUUAUUGUGUGUGUGUCGGAUUUAAGCUUCAUGUACACUGUAUAAAACCCCUGCACAGUAACGUCUUCAUCUAAAAUAUCCGGGAUGAUGUUAUGGACAGUGUAAAGUAAUGUGUUCAGGGUUUUUUUUCCUCUGUGUUAAUGUGUUUUGGAGCUGAAAUGGGCAGGCCAUUUAUGACAGCCAGGCUUUUACACCUUAAAUAAAUCCUCUUUACCUGUCAGAGACAUGGACAAAUUCAUAAAUCAUCGUGGCGGCCGGUAAAACGAGGAAACUGACAAACGUGUAUGUGUGUACAGGAGGCAGUGUGGCCUGAGGCAGACACACACACACACACACACACACACACACACACACACACACACCUCCACCCUGCUGACUGACAAUCGACUAAACUGAGACCUGUGCAGCAUGCUUCCAGCUCCUGGCUCAAUUCUGCCUUUUGUAAAAAAAAUAUAUAUAUUGUAAAGCUGUUGUAUUAUUAUUAUAAUUUUUUUUUUACAGUUUGCUUAAAAAUAUAUCUAUCACUACAACCUGGAAUAUAGAUUGACAAAAAAACCUGGAAAAAGUCGACUAGAAAUAUUUGGUAGAAGUUGGAUUUUUUCCCCUUCCCGUCUCACCCAAACUGUAAUUCCAACCCUUAGUGUGUGUGUGGUUUUUUUGGCAUAUUUAAUGACAUUUAAUAAAGAUGCUAAUCAUUUACA